Molecule: messenger RNA, 2437 nt
Organism: Poecile atricapillus (Black-capped chickadee)
Lineage: Eukaryota; Metazoa; Chordata; Aves; Passeriformes; Paridae
Gene: ZBTB45
Product: zinc finger and BTB domain containing 45
Exons: 2
Coding region: 120-1511 (463 amino acids)
Biological process (GO): regulation of transcription by RNA polymerase II
Molecular function (GO): DNA-binding transcription factor activity, RNA polymerase II-specific; RNA polymerase II cis-regulatory region sequence-specific DNA binding; protein binding
Source: RefSeq, a predicted model, not a curated record
CGCAGUGUCCCUGUGUCCCCGGUGUCCCCUGGUGUCCCCAGUGUCCCUGUGUCCCCCGUUGUCCCCUGGUGUCCCCUGGUGUCCCCUGGUGUCCCCGUUGUCCCCGUGUCCCCGUGGCCAUGCCCGAGGCCGUGCACUACAUCCACCUGCAGAACUUCAGCCGCUCUCUGCUGGAGACGCUCAACGGGCAGCGCGUGGCCGGCCAGUUCUGCGACGUCACCGUGCGCAUCCGCGAGGCCUCGCUGCGCGCCCACCGCUGCGUGCUGGCCGCCGGCAGCCCCUUCUUCCACGAUAAGCUGCUGCUGGGCCACUCGGCCAUCGAGGUGCCGCCCGUGGUGCCCUCGGCGGCCGUGCGCCAGCUGGUGGAGUUCCUCUACAGCGGCAGCCUGGUGGUGGCCCAGUCCGAGGCGCUGCACAUCCUGACGGCCGCCUCGGUGCUGCAGAUCAAGACGGUCAUCGACGAGUGCACGCAGAUCAUCUCGCAGGGCCGCGGCCCCGCCGCGCUGCCCCUGCCACACAAAGCGCCGGGGCCGCCGCCGGUGCCGCCGCCGGAGCUCGAGGGGCUGGCGGAGCCGGCGCCCGGCGGCCACAGCCGCAAGCAGCGGCAGCCGCUGCGCCUGGCGCCGGCGCUCAAGGAGGAGCGCCGGGACUUGGAGGAGGAGGAGGAGGAGGAGGAGGAGGAGGGAGAGGAUGAAGAGGGGCCUCAGGAAGGUGUUGGCCCGCCAGGUGUGGCCCCUCCGCCCUUCCCCACCGCGGACCCCCCGUUUUUUGGUGCCCCCGAGGUUUUCCCCGACGCUUUCCUGCCGCCCUGGCCCGGCGACGACGGCGGCGGCGGCGCCUUCGGGCCCGAGCGCGGCCGGGAGGCGCCGGUGGGGGACGGCUUCGGGUUUGGGGCUCCCCCAGCUCUGGCACCGCCCUAUGAGGGGGGCAUGGAGGGGGGGACUGUCCCCAUGGCCCCCCCGGCGCCCUCGGCCGGGCCCCACCGUGGCCCCCAGCCCCCCUACCAGUGCAGCCAUUGCCAGAAGAGCUUCAGCUCCCGCAAGAACUACACCAAGCACAUGUUCAUCCACUCAGGCGAGAAGCCCCACCAGUGCUCCAUCUGCUGGCGCUCCUUCUCCCUCCGGGACUACCUGCUCAAGCACAUGGUGACGCACACGGGCGUCCGCGCCUUCCAGUGCGGCGUCUGCUGCAAGCGCUUCACCCAGAAGAGCUCCCUCAACGUCCACAUGCGCACGCACCGCCCCGAGCGCUUCCAGUGCCGCCUCUGCACCAAGGGCUUCUCCCACCGCACCCUCCUGGAGCGCCACGCCGCCGCCUCGCACCCCGUGCCCCCGCCGGGGCCGCCGCCGGGGCCGCCGCCGGGGCUACCACCGGGGCUACCACCGGGGCUACCACCGGGACCGCCACCAGGGCCGCCGCCGGGGCCGCCGCUGGGGCAGCCGGCAGAACCUGGACUGGGCACGUGGCCAGGGCCGGAUGCUGGAGGUGCUGGCCCCACUCACACGGCGUGAAGGGGAGACCCUGCCCCUCCAAGAGCCUUGAGGGUGGACCUGGGGGCUCCUCGGUGCCUGUGGGUCCGGUGGAGCGUCCGGGGUAAAGCCUGGAGGAAGCGGCCGAGAUGCUCUCCGUCGGAUUCGGGGAGUUGCGGGGGUGUUCCCGGCGACAGGAGAAGGGGACCAGGACACCCCAAUGGGAACGGGGACGUGGGGAACGUCUGGGGCUCCUUGCAGCACCGGGAUGGUGGAACAAAUCCUGCUGGGAACUGCGCUGGGGCGCCUGGAAUCCAGGAGGAGGUGGGCGAUGGCCAACACGGCGUCGCCGAGGAGCUGGGGAAGCUCAGUGGCUCUGGUGGUGGCGGGUGACGACAUCGAUGACCUGAUGGCACCCCCAGAACGUUCUGGAACCGAGCUGGGCACAGGGAUUGGACGGAUGGACCACACCAUGAGUCCAGAGGAGGCCAUGGAGAUGCUCAGAGGGCUGGACAGAGUUGAGGUGUCCCACCUGGAGGAGGGAAGGAGCUGGGGACACCUGAGAGCCCUUUCCAGUGCCUGAAGGGGCUCCAAGGGCUGCAGAGGGACUUUGGACAAAGGCCUGGGGUGCCAGGACACGGGGAAUGGCUUCCCACUGGAAAAGGGGCGACGGAGGUGGAAUUUUGGGGAGAAAUCCCUGCCUGUGAGGGGCUGGAAUGGCAUUCCCAGUGAAGCUGGGUCAGUGGGAGGUCAGUGGAAGCGUUUCAUGGCUCUGUGACCCCACCCUGGCCACGGAGGGACACCUGGAGAGACACAGGGUCCCUCUUUGUCCCCUCCCCAGCACGUGGCUCCUGUCCCCUCGGACGGUGACAACGAACACGGGGGGGUUUAUGGACAGUUCUGGUGCCGUUAUUGCCGUUUUUUACACUAAAAAUCUCCGACGUCCCUUCCACGUGUCCCCUGCUCAG